GUUGAUUUAAUUCUUGACAGAGAUCAGUAUACCCUUGAGGAGCUACUGGACGAGGAUGAUCUUAUUCAGGAAUGCAAGUCUCUGAACAACCGGCUUGUGAACUUCCUUAAAGGGAAGCCGCAAAUCGAGAAGAUGAUCCGAUAUGUGGUGGAGGCACCUCCCGACGAUGGAGAUGCUAAGCGGACAUUCAAAUUCCCGUUCAUUUCGUGCGAAGUCUUUACAUGCGACAUUGAUCAGAUAUUAACGACAGUGGUCGAGGAAGAAGAGAUUAUGGAUCUGCUUUUCUCCUUCACAAAUCCAGAUCGUCCGCACUCGAACCUUCUAGCAGGGUACUUCAGCAAGGUGGCUGUUUCGCUCCUUAUCCGAAAAACUCCAGAAGUGAUGGCAUACCUUCAGAGGCACCCAGAGGUUCUAGAUAACCUGAUUCGACUGAUUGGGAUCACAUCCGUAAUGGAGGUCGUGAUGAAGCUUGUAGGAGCAGACGACCAGAUCAUGAUGUAUCAUUCCGACAAGCUGGAAUGGCUGGCUGAGACGAGCCUACUGGACACAUUGCUGUCUCAACUUAGUGCUCAGAGCUCCUCAGAUGUUCAUGCGAACGCGGCCGAGUGCCUGUCAGCCAUCGCGAGAACAGCCCCAUCCGCAUUGGCCGCUCAGUUGUCAACCCCCAAGUACAUUGGGAAGUUUUUCGAGCAUGUGCUGGAAGGCCCGAGAUCGAUGACAUCCGUCAUCAACUCCCUGUCCGUCUGCAUCACGUUACUCGACCCAAAGCGCGCACCGCCUCCUGGCGUCAUGCGCAACCAGCUCCAAUAUCAGCUGCAGACCCAGCAGUAUCAGCAGCAGCAGCAAGUGAUCUCUGUGGAGACCGUGGAAGGGAUGGUUCAGCGACUGGGCGAGUUGAUUGGCAUUCUAGACCUUUCAAACGACGACAAGGUCCUCCCAACAACCUAUGGAGAGCUACGGCCGCCGCUUGGCAUUCACCGUCUCAAGAUUGUGGAGUUCAUUGGAGUGCUUCUUGGCACCAACAGCGAGCUUGUGCGCCUGGAGCUUGUGAGGCUAGGCGGCGUGCGCACAUGUUUGGAUCUCUUUUUCAGAUUUCACUUCAACAACUUUCUGCAUCACCACGUGGAGAGGAUGGUCAUGGCCAUUCUGGAGAGUGGAAGCUCGUUGCUGCUGGAUCACCUUUUCGUGGAGUGCGACAUGCUCAACCGAAUCAUGACCGCCUAUGACGACCCCCAUGCGCCAGAUUCACGCCCGGAGCCAAGAGCUGCGUCAGCGAGAGUGCCUGCUCGGAGCGGGUACAUGGGCCACCUGACGAGAAUAGCCAACAGGAUCUGCCAGCUGGCAGCGUCAAACUCGCAGAUCGAGGCUCACGUUCAGGCGAAUCCACGGUGGGCGGAUUGGCAGAAGAAAGUUCUCAGAAAACGCCUUUUGCUCGAGAAUGUCUACCAGUGGUCUUGCGGCCGGCCAGCUGCAUUGGACGACCGGCCAGGCGACAGUGAUGACGACGAGUUCAACAGCCGCGACCGGGACUUUGACAUUUCCACCAUCUCGCUCACAGGAGGCUCGAACGCCAACAGGAGCUAUGGGCAAUACGCAUACGGGCAGUCACUGCUUGACUCAGACGACGUGGAAGAGGGCCACGAGCUCAGGGAUCCCUAUGACGUGGACCUCGUGAAGGCGGAGCAAGAAAUCGAGACAUUGACCCUCACUGAGAAUGCUCCCACAAGUGGUGAGUCUAAGCUGCUGCCCACGCCUGCAGCAGAGGAGCCUGACAAGCCUUUGUCCAGCGACAAGCCUGAGGGUGAUGACGCUGCAGAUGACGAGGAGGAAGGCGCUGAGCAGACUGGCACUGAUGAAUCCGGUUUCAAGCCGUUGCUGCUGGACGGUCCCAGCAGCCUGUUCACAUCAUCAGAGGCAGCACAAACCGCAUGGGUGGCGUUCCAAGAGGAGCAGCAGCAGAUGGCAGCAGCGGGUGAUGGUGGAGAGGGUAGUGCAGUAAUAGCUGAAGAGGCAGCAGAAGGGUUGGCUGAAGGGGCAAUUGAAGGGGCAGCUGCAGGGGAAGCUGAAGUGGCUGUGGUAUCUGCCGCAGCUGAAGAAACAGCAUCUGAAGUUACAAGAAGCAGUGAAAGUUCUGGUGCUGUUACUGUCACUGACGAAUCAUCUGGGGUUGUUGCAGCAGAAAGCAUUGAGGAGUCAGGCAGUGCUGGUGCUGAUGUCCCACCAGCAAUCACUCAAGAAUCGAGUGUAGAGUCAGGAAGCACCCAGCAGGCUGUGGACGUUUUUGAGAGUUCACCCUUUGUUGCAGCUUCCACGCCAGAGGCAACAACCGAAGAAACUGCUGCAGCGCAAUCUGACGAUGUCACAGCUGCUGCACUCACAGAGGCUUCAACAGCCGCACUGACUGACCCUACUUUAGGUGAAAGCACAUCUGAAUCCCCGGAUGUCGACACAACAGCAACUAAAGUUCCCGUAGUAGCAGGUGCUGUAGCAGAGACAACAACUGGCGAGGUAAUCUCAGGUGCAGAAGGAGAAAUCAGGGGUGCUGGGGAGACGGGUGGAGCAGGAGGGCAGCAAGUCACCCGGGGAGGUAAUAGUGAAGGGCAGGCAGGAACAGAAGCUGAUACUAGCUGUGGAUCUGCUGCUGCAGCUGUGGUGUCGACAUCAGCUGUAGAGGUCCAACCAGAAUCAGCAGAUAGCAAGGCGCCUGUUGCUGAUAGUGAAUCGGCACAAUGA
Closterium sp. NIES-65 is the source of this 2733-nucleotide messenger RNA. NCBI's taxonomy places the organism in Eukaryota, Viridiplantae, Streptophyta, Zygnematophyceae, Desmidiales, Closteriaceae. The record is from the annotation of a GenBank genome assembly.